Messenger RNA from Lachancea dasiensis, 1614 nucleotides. The record is from the annotation of a GenBank genome assembly. Lineage: Eukaryota; Fungi; Ascomycota; Saccharomycetes; Saccharomycetales; Saccharomycetaceae.
AUGACAAAAGCCAGUGUAGCUGUGAUGCCAAGAGCAGAACCGGAGGUACACCAGCCCGAGGAGCAGAAACCGCACGAUGGUCCCAUGUGCAAGAACUGCCAUACUUUAACAACACCGCUCUGGCGCAGAAACGAGCAAGGAGCAGUUCUUUGCAAUGCAUGCGGCCUGUUUUUGAAACUGCAUGGCCGUCCCAGACCCAUCAGCCUCAAAACGGAUGUGAUCAAGUCGCGUAACCGGAAAAGCGCACAUUCGUCUUCCAAUCCGAAUUCUACCAUGCUAAAUCAAUCGCCCGGAGACAUGCGGAAGAAAGAAAACAAGAAACGUAAAAUCCAAGACCUUCGCGAAAUAAGCGCAGCAGAGACUUUGGAAACAAUCUUGAAGUUUGAAAAUGGUCCCCGGUCCGUAAAUAAAAACCAAGAUCAAUUGCAGCAGCAUAACGAAAGCACACCAUCGAACAGAAGUACGCCAGGAGUCACCGGCAUGAUGGCCCCAUCUCAGAAUAUUUUGUCUGCGUCUAAUGAUAGGUUGUCUCCUCGACCUCCUCCAGCUACCUCUGCGCUUCCCAGUGCCCAAAACUCUGGCUCGCUGCCGCAUUUGUCGAUUUUGCUAGAGUCCAUGAAAAGCGCCGAAGAUCGUAGCCGAGAACAGCAAAAGCACAAAGAGGUUUCAGCCUCCUCCCUAGAUCCCGAACUCCUGAGGGACCAAGCUCGGUACCACCAGCAACAUAACGUAGAAUCCCCUAGGCUGACCGCAGCUGUCAAAAUGCCACUGCCCUUAAGACAGCAAUCGGACAGCAAUCAGCGCACAGAAUCCAAUCGCUCCCUACAGCCCGUCGGUUCCAACUCUCCUCCUGGCAAUGAGAGCCAGGACCACGCCUACACAACCUAUAUGCAGCGCAGCCCAAGCUCGCGACAUUUCUUACCAGGUCGAUCGUUGGCAGACCACGGGCAAGUGCCUCACGUUCAUAUGGCAUCUAUCAACGAAAUUCUUGGCAAUCAAAGAUCGAACAUCGAAUCUCCAUCUUCCUUUGUGGUACCCAUGGGAACUCAUAACUCUGGUCAGCCGCCAAUUCCUCAAGCUCAAUCGCCAAGGCUCAAGAAUGUUACUUCCACUACAAGCACCUACAGCACUCAAAGAUUACGGCGCAACAGCUCAGAGGUUGAAAGUGAAUCUUAUCCCCGCGCAGAUUCGCAAGUUUCAGACUCCCCGCCACCAAUAGACAUUCAGACUAGUUUGCCAAUUGAACCGGGCACGGAAAGCAGGUCUGCUAUGAAUCAUUCAGCAUCCACAAAACACCACCGUCAAAAGAUAGCUUCGCUAUCCAACGGCCAUCGCCAAGAAAGUGAAAAACAUUUUUACGGCAAUGGACACGGCGGAGGGGCUCAGGCCAGCAUUCGCACGUUGACACCACACGACAGUCGGCACAGUUCUGGUGAAGUCAUAAUGCCCGCAAGUGCCUCCCUCAUGAGUUUGCUGCAAAGUCAAGAAGAGGUGAUCAAGUUGAAGACUCGCAUUAGUGAGUUGGAACUUGUCACCGAUUUGUACAAAAGACACAUAGUCGAGCUGGAUACAAAAUGUAGGUCUCUGGAAGAGAGGCUGGGGAACAGGAAUUAG